Molecule: messenger RNA, 846 nt
Organism: Aspergillus welwitschiae
Lineage: Eukaryota; Fungi; Ascomycota; Eurotiomycetes; Eurotiales; Aspergillaceae
Product: FAD-dependent oxidoreductase
Exons: 6
Coding region: 1-846 (281 amino acids)
Source: RefSeq, a predicted model, not a curated record
AUGCAAAUGCACUCGAAAUCGGGAUUGUUCAGACGCCAACAGAUCAUCUUACUACUUAAACAUCGGAGAUCAAUCUCAGGCCUGACCCUGGCCCACUGUCUUCAUUAUGCGAACAUCCCACAUAUUGAUCUUGAAAAGACCUCCGACCCAGCGCCUCAAGUAGGGGCACCAAUCGGCAUUAUGCCAGACAGGGCUCGAAUACUUGAUCAACUUGGACGUUGGAAGAAGAUUGAGUAUGGCCUCGAACCACUUGCAAGACCCAUUCUUGUCGACCACGGAGAGUUUCAAGUGGAAAGCUCGUACCCUAAGGUCAUGCGCAAAAGGUUCAAGUAUCCCAUUGCAUUCAUCGAUCGACAAAGAAUUCUGCAAGGAGUACAAACAGUUCUGCAAGUUCUCUAUGAAGGAUAUGCUCAUCCCGAAAGGAUCCGGCUUUCGGAAAAACUAAUACCUAUUGAGAUAUCAGACGAUGGGGCUACAGUCACUACGGCUGAUGGAAAGAUCCAUAAAAGGCAUAUUUUUGUUGGAACAGAUGGUGUGCAUAGUGGUGUGAAGGCCGAGAUCUGGAAGGUUGGCGAUCGAUUACAACCGGGUCGAAUCACAGCUCAGGAAAGAACUGCUCUAACUACUCAGUAUAUUUGUAUCUUUGGCAUUUUAUCACCGAUCGAAGGGAUGCCACCGGAAGGGCAAAUCCAUCGUGGCCGACUGUACUGGUUCCUUACGCAAACACUAGACAAAAGAUACACUUGGCCGGAUUGUCCACGAUUCGCAGAUGAUGGCAUGGCAGCAGAAGCAGCUAAACUGGAUGGGUUUCGGGUCUGCAAUUAUAUUACAUUCGGUCACAUCUGA